Prunus mume (Japanese apricot) is the source of this 1556-nucleotide messenger RNA. RefSeq lists its product as uncharacterized. Lineage: Eukaryota; Viridiplantae; Streptophyta; Magnoliopsida; Rosales; Rosaceae. Gene Ontology annotation, biological process: cellular response to heat. The record is from RefSeq and is a predicted model, not a curated record.
UUGGAGUUCCUAAAAUUGAUUUCUGAUAAGAAAAUCAACCCCACCAAUGGAUCUAGAAUUGAGACUCAAGAUCACCCAGACCAUGGAUGAUCAUGUUUCUUCUGCCAACUUUCGGAUUGCCAAAGACAAUUCCGAUCCUCUUUUCGUAUCGAAAGAAACCGAAACUACCUUCGUCCUCACUGGUCAUCUCAAAGGUUAUAGAAGACAGCAUAUUGAAAUUGACAUAAAUGAAGAUGGGACUCAGAUUGCCAUUAGUGGGAAAAAGCCAGUUCAAGAGAAGGUGAUGAUAAGACGGAUAAUGUACAAGAAAGAGGUGGAGAUAGGGAGUUUCAGAAAAGUCUUUCGGAUUCCGGAUGGAGUGGUUUUGGAUCGAAUCAAGGCCAAGUUUAAGGAACACGAAUCAACUCUCACCAUCGUCAUGCCAAAAUCGGAGAAAGGUAUUCGAGAGGUUGGGAUUGAGGAAGUGAAAGAUGAUGGGGUGGAUAAAGGACUAGAAACACAGCAGAUGGCACAACCUGCAGCUGAAGAGGUUCCUGAAAAAAAUGGUUCUAGGGGGAAAGUUGAGGUAGAAUUUGUUGAGGCUGAGGAAAAGAAAAUGGAAGAAAAUCGUCAGAUCAAGGGAAAAGAAGUUGAUGAAGAGGUGUCCAAGAAAGAAACUGUAGCUGAUGGAGUUCUUGGGAAGGACAUGGGUGGGGGGAAAAAUCAGGAAGAAGCUAGAGCUUCGAAGAUACAGAGUAUGCAAGAGACAGAAAAGUCUGUAUCGAGAAAUAGAGAAGAGCCAAAAAAGGCAAGGAUUGCGAAGAUUGAAGAAGCUGAUGGUGUUGAGAAAGAGACGGUUGCUAGAAAGGAAUUAGGCACUGAACAAAUUGUAACUGAUUAUAAGGUGCCAAAGACUGAGGAUGCUAAAGAGACAAUGAAGGAAGAUACAGGCACUCAAGUAAGUCAAGAAGUUGCUAAGCCAUCGCAAGAAACUCAGGCAACCAUACAUCACACUGAACAGAAGGGUUCUGAGCUCCCCAAAUUGGAAGAACAGGUGCAGAAGCAGAGAAGUCCAGAAGCUGAUCAAAGCGAAAAGCGAAAUGCGGGGCUGGAGGAUGACAUUCGUAGUAGACGAGAGAGCAGUGACUCAUCAAAACCUGCAGGAGAUACAAUAACCACACAACAAGAAGCUCAAGCUCAACAGAUAGAGACUACAGAUGGAAUUAGUACAGAAGGAGAUGUUGCUCAGCUGCAAAAGCAAGAACCCAUCAAAGAAGGUCCUGCUAGCAAUCAGUUACCUGUCAAAGGAGAAGGAAGCCAUGGAAAUGAAAUUCAAGAAGCAGGAACCAAUGAAGAACACAUGAAAGAGGAGGAAGUUGAGAAAUCAAGUGAUGAUCUAGAGAAGACACCGCCUUGUUUGGAAAAAUCUAAUCUGCUGUGCUCUCCAUUCAUCAUUGCAGGUUCAGCACUAAUUGUUUCCCUAGUCAUGGUAGCAAUUAACAGGAUUAGAACUAGAAAAAGAUAGCUUCUGUGUUUCAGAGCUCCCUCUCUCCCUCUCUUGUAUAUUCAACUUUACC